CCUAUCAUUGCGCCCCGUCCCCUCCAAGCCUAUUCAUUCAUUUUUCCCCAUUUUCUCUCUUGCUCGAACUAAGCAAGUGCUUUGUCUUUGUCUCCUUUCGGGUUAUCGCAGUUGAAAUGGGUCAGAUUCAGUAUUCGGAGAAGUACUUCGAUGACACUUUCGAGUAUAGGCAUGUUGUUCUCCCACCUGAAGUGGCGAAACUCCUCCCCAAGAAUCGGCUUCUUUCUGAAAAUGAGUGGAGGGCCAUUGGAGUUCAGCAGAGCCGUGGAUGGGUCCACUAUGCUAUUCAUCGACCAGAGCCACACAUCAUGCUUUUCAGGAGACCACUGAAUUAUCAGCAGCAGCAAGAGAACCAGGCUCAGUUAAACCUGAUUGCCAAGUGAAAAUUUGAAUCUUGUAUAUCAGCCAAUGAUUCUCUCUGCAGAUUGUCACCAUCAUCUUUCAUUUCCUCUAGAAAUGAAACAUGAUUUUAUAUUAAAGAUUCUAUGUUAUUGUGCUGUUGAGAAUCUUCCUGCUAUAAUGGUUAUGGUGUUAAGUUGUCCAGAGUGCAUAAAUGAUAUAUCACUGUUGGUUGAUAUUUAUAUGAAAGUCUCAUCUUUUCUAUUUUAUAA
Messenger RNA from Ipomoea triloba (trilobed morning glory), 611 nucleotides. RefSeq names its product cyclin-dependent kinases regulatory subunit 1. NCBI's taxonomy places the organism in Eukaryota, Viridiplantae, Streptophyta, Magnoliopsida, Solanales, Convolvulaceae. Gene Ontology annotation, molecular function: ubiquitin binding; protein kinase binding; histone binding. The transcript is spliced from 4 exons. The record is from RefSeq and is a predicted model, not a curated record. Gene Ontology annotation, biological process: regulation of mitotic cell cycle. Gene Ontology annotation, cellular component: cyclin-dependent protein kinase holoenzyme complex; SCF ubiquitin ligase complex. The coding region runs from base 117 to 383 and encodes 88 amino acids.